AUGAAUAAUGUGUAUUGCAAGCUUGAAUGCGUCCCAGUCACCGAUGGUGGCGGGGCUGAUGCUCCUCUCUGUGAAAAUCUGAGGCAGAAAACGUCUCUGGAACAUAUUGAAAGUGUUCAUAAAUCACACCCACCCUCAGACCCUGAGAGUGUGCGAUGUUUGAUGUGUGUAGACCCCGGUUCAGACGCAGCCGUGAUGACAUCGCCGCCUCAUGUCGGCCUGAACGACAGAACACUUGGACCACCCACACAGGCCUACGUAAGCCGCCCUCUGACUCUGAAGGCUGAGGCGCGGAGUCCCGUCUGCUGA
Messenger RNA from Xyrichtys novacula (pearly razorfish), 309 nucleotides. The record is from the annotation of a GenBank genome assembly. NCBI's taxonomy places the organism in Eukaryota, Metazoa, Chordata, Actinopteri, Labriformes, Labridae.